GACUGCCCCUCCUGUUCGGCGGCGGGGCAAAAGCAGGUGCGGCGGCGGGUGGCUUGCCGUGGAGGCCGCAGGCGUCAGACCGCAAAGCUUGCUGCGCCGCGGCGAAGGGCAGCGGCCGGCCAGCCGCGAGCGCACGGUGCCGCGGGGCGCGGGCGCACCGCGCUUGCCGGACGGCCCUUCUUCGUUCUCCUCCUCCGACACGGCGGCAACCGGCAAGCCAGCCACUCUUCGGGACUACAGCAUGCCGGCAACUGAGUUGUGAAUUUGAAGAGCUGAAAGAUUCAUAUCUCCAAUGCUCCUGUGGCGGCAGCCCAGAUGCAGUGCUGAAUGGUUCAGGCGCAGCAAGGUUUUCCCCUGGGAAGUUGCUUCUUGCCCCUUCUCCGUAUCCGCUGCUUCAGUCCAGUCAGAUGACUCGAGCGGUGAUGAAAAGCUGAAUUCUGCUCCUGAUAAUGAACCUAUCUGCAAACGACACCGGUCUCUGAGCUCUGACAGUGUUGUGCAGACGCUCCGCUGCCUAAGGAGGAAGCCUGCUGUCGCAUUUGCCUACUUUAAAGAUACACAUAGCCUUGGGUUUCACCAUGACUUCUCAACCUACUCAGAGAUCGUACAAAUUUUAUCCCAUUCAUUCAAGGGGGAGAUGCUGGUAUCCUUGUUCUGUGAGAUUAUAUCGGCAACUGAUGGUGGUGGUCCUGACAUCUUAACACACAUUGAUCACCUCAGAAAAACAUGUGUCACUUCUCAUGUACUCUCAUUUGCAGUCAAUUGCUUAAUCAAGGCAUAUACCACAUGCCACGAUGCACAAGCAACAAUAGAGAAGUUUUGUCACCUUUGCAGGCUUGGAUUUGUCCCAACAGUUUGGGCUUGCAACUUUCUGCUCAAAUUUGUAUCUCAGAGCGGUGAAUCGGAUAUGGUUGUCACAGCUUAUGACCAAAUGAAGUGCUUUCAGUUGAUGCUGGAUGCUUAUUCACUAAAUAUAGUCACUAGGUCGCUUUUUCAAGCAAAGAAGGCUGAUGAAGCAUUCAAAGUGUGGGUUGGGAUGAUAGAAAUGGGAGUGAAACCAGAUGUACAUGGAUACUCGUCCUUUAUAAUUGGUCUUUGUGAUUGUGGAAAGUAUGACCUUGCUUAUAACAUGCUAAGCAGAUAUACUGUUCUACAAGAAAUCACCCAGGAGAGAGUUCCAAUUGAGGCCAUGGCUUAUAACAUGGUAAUUUAUGGACUAUGCAAAGAAAUGAAACUGGAGGAGGCUGAAAAAGUCUUGGAGAACAAGACCAAACAUGGAUCCGCCCCUGAUCGAUAUUGUUAUAGCUAUCUCAUUCAUAGUUAUUGCAAAAUAGGUAACCUAGAAAAGGCAUGGCAUCAUGUUGAAGCUAUGGUGUCCCAUGGCAUUGAGAUAAACUGUCACAUUGUUGGCUAUCUUCUACAGUGCCUCAGGAAAUUAGGCAUGACAUCUGAAGUUAUUGUGUACUUCCAGAAAUUUAGAGAUUUAGGACUCCAUUUUGAUGGUGUGCUUUAUAACAUUGGUAUGGAUGCUUAUUGCAAGCUUGGGAACAUGAAUGAGGCAGUCCAGCUACUGAAUGAAAUGAUGGCUAAAGGUUUGACGCCAGACAAGAUCCACUAUACAUGCCUGAUCCACGGUUACUGUCUCAAAGGAGAAACAGAUAAUGCUUGGCAAGCAUUUGAGCAGAUGCUGAAGGCAAAUAUAAAACCAGAUGUAGUUACAUAUAACAUACUGGCCAGUGGAUAUAGCAGGAACAGUCUUGUUAUGAAGGUUUUUGAUCUUCUAGAGCACAUGAUGGAUCAAGGGCUGGAGCCCAAUUCACUCACCUAUGGUGUGGUUAUUGCUGGUUUUUGUAGAGGAGGCAACCUGAGCGAAGCAGAGGUGUUAUUUAAUAUAGUAGAAGAAAAAGGGAUAGAUAAUAUUGAAGUGAUGUACAGUUCUAUGGUUUGUGGUUAUUUGCAAUCAGGCUGGACUGACCAUGCUUACAUGCUUUUUCUUAGGGUUGCUAGACAAGGAAAUAUGGUGGAUCAAUUUUCAUGUCUAAAAUUGAUAAGUGGCCUUUGUAGAGAUGGAAAAGUCGAAGGGGCUUCAACUGUAUGUAGCAUGAUGCUGGAAAAGGAUAUUGUCCCUGAUGUAAUUUCCUAUAGCAAACUUAUAUCAGCUUAUUGUCAGAUGGGAGAUAUGCGCAGUGCUUGCUUAUGGUUCGAUGAUAUGGUUGAGCGAGGACUUUCUGAUGUCAUUGCAUACACUGCACUGAUGAAUGGUUAUUGCAAGGUUGGGCGGUUGAAAGAAGCAUGUCUUUUGUUUGAUCAAAUGAUAAAUUUUGGAAUCAAGCCUGAUGUAGUUGCAUACACAGUGCUAUUGGAUGUCCACCUAAAGGAGACCCUGUACCGACAGUGGCAGGGAAUUGCUAAGGACACGAGGAGCUUAAUUCUUAGAUCAAAGCAUAAGACGUGGCUGAGCAAUAUGAAAAACAAUGAAAUUGAACCUGAUGUAGCCUAUUACACAGUAUUGAUUGAUGGACAGUGCAAAGCAGCAUAUUUAGAUGAAGCCAGGGAAUUGUUCGAUGAGAUGUUAGCAAAAGGACUUACUCCUGAUGUUUACACAUACACAUCUCUUAUAAAUGGAUACUGCAGCCAGGGAGAAACAGCUAAGGCUGAAGAUCUUUUACAAGAAAUGAUGGAUAAGGGAAUGAAGCCAGAUGCACUCACUUUUUCAGUAUUCAAUCAGAGAACCGUGAGAGGUUGAAAGGUUCAUUCAUAUUUAUGAUGUACCAGUUGUUGUGCAUUGAUGAAUGGCUGAAGAGAUCAUGCCAGCAUAAAGGCUGUUGUGUUCUGAGAAUCCUACCAGAUUAGGUUACCAUUGAUUAGUGGGCUUAUGUCUGUCAGGAAGGCAGACACCUGGAGCGCGGGAAGACUGCCCUCUCAGCACAGCUUUGGGUCUUCAAGGAGAACGAAAUGCUGGUACUUUCAGCGUCAGGACCAAUGACUACCAAUGGUGCUGUGCACAUGCCAUCGUGGCAAAGCCUGCUGUGGCAGCUGCGCCAACUAUGAGGUUUUACCGGACCAUUUUGUGCCCGGGACUAGUGCUGUGUUCCCACAACCAAGAGGGGAAGUUGAAAGAGGUAAGCUCUCCAGGGUCCUGGUCCCAGGCCAUGGGGAGCUCUCGAUGCCCCUGAGUCCAUGCUGCGCCACAUUCACGUUUUGAUGAGGUGAUCCCAACUGUUUGAGCCCUGCAUCCGGGAAAGAGCAAGGCGGUUGCUGUUGGGUUGCGCUCUUGAGGCCGUCUCUUGCUGAAACACUGAUGCACGCUUGUGCAGGUUACUUAUCCUUUUGAUUCCAUCAGUGGCUGACAGACUUAAGCUAGCUGGGGAAUUGAAGGAACCCCUGUGAAAUUGUGAGGGCGUAGAGUUUGAAUGGCCUAACUGUGGGGCUGGUAUAUUUUGGCCACAAUAGCAUUUUUUUUUUCUGUUCUGCCGUCCCAUUGGAGCUGUAUGUCUUUGCAUCUGUGUCGCCUUUGUAGAUGAAUUAGACAGGAUUUGUAAAGUUACACACAGUACAUGCAGCCAAUAAUCUGUUGGUACGCAUUGUCAAAGCAUUUUGUUUCUGCACUGCAGGUUCCCAGUGGCUCAGUUAUAUACAGACACGCGGUCGUCACA
Messenger RNA from Setaria italica (foxtail millet), 3656 nucleotides. Its product is annotated as pentatricopeptide repeat-containing protein At2g26790, mitochondrial. The coding region runs from base 293 to 2746 and encodes 817 amino acids. Gene Ontology annotation, molecular function: protein binding. The record is from RefSeq and is a predicted model, not a curated record. NCBI's taxonomy places the organism in Eukaryota, Viridiplantae, Streptophyta, Magnoliopsida, Poales, Poaceae. The transcript is spliced from 4 exons.